UCUCCACUAAAGAACCUUUACAAAAACAAUGUUUGUCUUCUACAUUUCCUAUUUUCUUUUGACAACAAUAAUCUCUCUUCUAAUCAUUCAUUUCUCCUAAUUCUUCCUCUAAUCACCUUACUAGAUAUCAGAGACUCAAAUGGCUUACGCUGCUGUAACUUCGCUUAUGGAAACACUUUCUCUAAAUUUCUUGCAAUCACAACCACCCUUGCCUCUUGAAGAUUUAGCGGCACAGAUCAGAGACGUUGCCAAUGAAAAUCUUGGCUUGCUGCAACAAAUUCUGGAGGCUGAGAUGAGAAAGAUGGAGUUGGACGAAGCGUCUUCAAAGGGCUGGACGAAGCAGCGUCUUCUUCAUAUGAAGGCUUGCCUCCCCAGGCUUUAUGGAAAGCAGCAGCUUGCUUGGGAUACUGUACUUUUGACUUCUCGGCUCAGAGAGGUGGUUGAAGUGAAACAAAAGAUAGUUUCUCUCCAUCAAAAUCUGGGCUUGCUGCAACAAAGUCUUGAGAAAUCGGAGAUCGCAUGUCAUGAUGCGGAGAUGAAACAUUUAGAGGCGCAGAUCAGAGAUGCAUCCUUCAAAGCGGAAGAAAGGAUUGAGGUGGAGUUGACUGCCAUUUAUCUAGCAAAGGGCAACGGGGAUAGUCUUCAUAUAGCAGCUUGCCUCCUCAGGCUUCAUGAAAUCUUCAAUGAAGCAGAAAAACUGACUGAUUACCACAGGAAUGAGUUGAUUAGGAUUCAAACUGAAUACCAGCAGCUUGCAAAGGUUUCGCUCCUUGGUCGGAUCCGACGAAGAGGACUACUACAGCUUGUGAAAGGAUCAUCACUGCCUGAUCUAGUACACAAGAACAUUAUUGCGACUAAAUUUUUCAAAAACUCUUCAAAGUUCGACAGUACAAUGGUCGGAUGCCAUGAGGUGUUCAAUAAGAUAUUGGAUCAGCUGCUCACGCAACAAACAACUAAGGGCAGACAAGUUGUUUCAAUUGUUGGCAUGGGAGGAAUAGGCAAGACCACUUUAGCACACAAACUUUAUCAACAUCCAUCAAUUACUUCUCAUUUCGACAAGCGAGCAUGGGUUACUGUAUCCCAAGCUUAUAACGUAGAACAAAUGCUCCAAUGUCUUCUUAGUUGUGUUACUGGAGCAUCAAGAGGUGGUGGCCAAGACCAGUUAGCUGAACGCAUGCAUAAACAUUUGAAUGGUCAGAGAUAUUUGAUAGUGAUUGAUGAUAUAUGGCACACUACUGCUUGGGAUAGUCUGCAAAGAUGCUUUCCCAAUGAUACUAAUGGAAGCCGUGUACUAUUGACUUCUCGGCUCAAAGAGGUUGCUGAAUAUGCAUGCUCAGGUAACACUCCCCUUAACAUGCCUUUCUUAGAUGCCGAUGAAAGUUGGAAUCUCUAUUGCAAAGUGUUUGGUAAAACUGAAUUCCUUUCAGUAUUUGAGCAAAUUGGUAGAGACAUAGUGAAGAAAUGUAAAGGAUUACCUCUGGCUAUUACUUUAGUAGCUAGUCUUCUCUCCAAGACAGAAGAGAAGGUGGAAAAGUGGAAGAAUGUUGCAGAAAGUGUAAUUGGUGAUUCUAAUGAAGCAUGUUCAAGAGUACUAUAUUUGAGUUACAACCAAUUACCACACCACUUAAAAGCAUGUUUUCUAUAUUUUGGAAUUUUUGAAGAAGACUAUGAGAUAUCUGUGAAGAAGUUGGUUAGGUUGUGGGCGGCAGAGGGAUUUUUGAGCACUGUGAAGCAUGUGGAUUUGGAGAAAGUAGCUAUGGAAUGCUUGGAAGAUCUUGUUGAUAGAAGUCUUGUUAUAGUUAGCAAACAUAGCUACAAUGGAGAAAUGAAGAAAAUAAGGAUCCAUGAUGUCUUGCGAGAUUUGUGCUUGAGAGAAGGUGGACUUGAAAAUCUCUUGAAUGUCAAUGGAGUUAAACCUUGUCGUUGGAUAAGUUUUACACCACGACCUUUCUCUGAUAAAGUCAGGUAUGAUAAAGUCAGGUAUAAUGAUGAGUGCUUUCACAAAUUUCAUUCCUUUCACUUAACUCAUGCUUUUUGGGAUGAGAGCGUGAAAGGUCUAUUUUCACACUUGAAACUACUAAGAGUAGUAGAAAUGAGAAAUAGUUAUUGGGAUGAUGUUAUAGACCUAAAUAUGCUUGCAAAUCUUUUUCAUUUGAGAUGCUUAGCUUUGUCCAUGUAUCAUCCUUCUCAGAUAAAGAUCUUUGAGCAUGGGAAUAUGCAAAGUUUGAUUGUUAGGGGGGAAGGUGUUAUAUUUUAUUCCUCCGAGCCAUCUGGAAUUUGGAAAAUGCCAUUAUUAAGGAAUUUUCGCAUUGAUAGAAUUUGUUCAUUAGAAACUCCAUCGGUUGUUUAUAGAAACUUAAAGAAUAUAUCUUGGUUGGAUUCUAAGUUAUGUACAAAGGAUUUGUUUACAAUGAUUCCGAAUUUAAAAACAUUGGGCGUUGAUGGUGGAAACGAUGUUAAUAGUCCAGAUUGUUUUUGUAAUUUUGUGCAUUUGAAGCAGCUUGAGAAACUAAGCAUCAGAAGGUGGGAGGGUGUCAACCUUGUUAUGUGUAGCAUCCCAUGGGCAACUAGUUUAACAAAUCUUAAGAAGCUCAGCUUCUUUGAGUCUAAUUUGCAGUGGCAUGAGCUGAGUGCUAUUAGUAUGUUGCCUAAUCUGGAGGUUCUAAAAUUGAUAAGUGCUUGUAGCGGCCCAAAGUGGGAGACAUCUGAUAGAGGAUUCCAUCUAUUGAAGAGGUUGGUAAUUAAAGAAACAAAUUUGCAAUGCUGGAAUGUUGUGGGUGACCAUUUCCCUAUGCUUGAAUGUAUAGAGAUAAGUAAGUGCUAUCGGUUGAAAGAAAUCCCAAGUGGUUUUGCCGAUAUCACCACACUAGCAUUGAUUCAGUUAAGCGGAUGUAGGAGUUCCCUUCUGGCUUCUGCAAAGUUGAUUCAAGAAGAGCAAAACAACAACUAUGGAAAUGAUGCCCUCCUUGUUCGUUCCGAAAAUAUUGAGACUUAAUGGUGUAAGUGGCUUGGGGAGGAAGAGAGUGAUGAAUGAAUAGCAGUAUGUAGGAAGGCCUGGAGAAAUUGCUGGACGAAAUGACAAAUUUUGAAUAUGCAUAGCGGUGAGCUGAAAUGGUCUCUGCGGGCAAUUCGUUCUCAGAAAUCUGUUUUGUUCGUUUCUUAAGUGAAGUGAAGUUUGUUUGUCUGUAGAUAUUUUGGUGGUGGAGAAUUAGUUUGUAGAUAUGAUGUUUGCAAUAUAGCUGCUCUGCUAUGCACUGCAAUGAAUAAUCAUUAUCUCUUUAAUUUUCUCU
Ipomoea triloba (trilobed morning glory) is the source of this 3290-nucleotide messenger RNA. Its product is annotated as putative late blight resistance protein homolog R1B-17. Gene Ontology annotation, biological process: defense response to other organism. Lineage: Eukaryota; Viridiplantae; Streptophyta; Magnoliopsida; Solanales; Convolvulaceae. Bases 140 to 2995 code for a protein of 951 amino acids. The transcript has 3 exons. Gene Ontology annotation, molecular function: ADP binding. The record is from RefSeq and is a predicted model, not a curated record.